CAGCGGCAGCAGCAGCGCUAGCAAGCAAGCGAGCAAGCAACCUGCACCAGGACUGCGCGGAGGAGUGGGAGCCCGCGAUGCUUUGGCCUCAGUACUUUUCCUUAGCCUGUCUGGCUAACCGGGGCCAUUGCUGCCGCCGCUGCUGCUGCUAGACACACAACACACACCAACAUCAGGAGGGGGAAAAGUAAGGGAGAGAGGAGAAAAAAAAAAAAAAAAAUCCCAGGAAGAUGGCGCCCACCAAGCCAAGCUUUCAGCAGGAUCCUUCCAGGCGAGAACGUUUACAAGCUUUGAGGAAGGAAAAGUCCCGAGAUGCUGCUCGUUCUCGCCGAGGAAAGGAGAAUUUUGAAUUCUAUGAGUUGGCAAAGUUGUUGCCAUUGCCUGCAGCCAUUACCAGCCAGCUUGACAAGGCAUCCAUUAUCCGACUUACAAUUAGCUAUCUGAAAAUGAGGGACUUCGCUAAUCAAGGUGAUCCUCCAUGGAACUUGAGGAUGGAAGGACCUCCACCAAAUACAUCAGUGAAAGUUAUAGGUGCCCAGCGCAGGAGAAGUCCCAGUGCCCUUGCCAUUGAAGUAUUUGAAUCACAUUUGGGAAGUCAUAUUUUACAGUCCCUGGAUGGAUUUGUAUUUGCACUAAAUCAAGAAGGAAAAUUUUUGUACAUUUCAGAAACUGUCUCCAUCUAUUUAGGCCUGUCCCAAGUGGAACUGACAGGCAGCAGUGUGUUUGACUACGUCCACCCAGGAGACCAUGUGGAGAUGGCAGAGCAGCUGGGCAUGAAGCUUCCCCCGGGGCGAGGCCUCCUCUCACAGGGUACAGCAGAGGAUGGAGCCAGCUCAGCAUCCUCAUCUUCCCAGUCCGAGACCCCUGAGCCAGUGGAAUCUACAAACCCCAGUUUGCUAACCACUGACAACACUCUAGAGCGCUCUUUUUUCAUCCGAAUGAAAUCUACACUGACCAAGCGAGGAGUGCACAUCAAAUCAUCAGGAUACAAGGUGAUCCACAUAACAGGCCGGUUACGUCUGAGAGUGUCGCUGUCACACGGACGGACAGUGCCCAGCCAAAUCAUGGGACUUGUUGUCGUUGCUCAUGCCUUGCCACCUCCUACCAUUAAUGAAGUCAGGAUUGACUGCCACAUGUUUGUCACUCGUGUGAAUAUGGACCUCAAUAUCAUUUACUGUGAAAAUAGGAUUAGUGAUUACAUGGAUCUGACCCCUGUAGAUAUUGUAGGAAAGAGAUGUUACCACUUCAUUCAUGCUGAAGAUGUGGAAGGCAUUAGACAUAGUCACUUAGACUUGCUGAAUAAGGGUCAGUGUGUAACAAAGUAUUACCGCUGGAUGCAGAAGAACGGAGGUUAUAUCUGGAUACAAUCUAGUGCAACCAUAGCUGUCAACGCCAAGAACGCAAGUGAGAAGAAUAUCAUUUGGGUCAAUUACCUCCUUAGUAACCCAGAGUACAAGGACACUCCAAUGGAUAUUGCACAACUUCCUCAUCUCCCAGAGAAAACCUCAGAAUCCUCGGAGACCUCUGACUCUGAAUCAGAUUCAAAGGACAACUCAGAGGACAAUGAGAACUCAAAGUCAGAUGAGAAAGGAAACCAGUCAGAAAACAGUGAAGACCCUGAAUCCGACAGGAAAAAGUCAGGAAAUCAGUCAGAUAAUGAAAUGAACUGUAAUGAGGAUGGGAACAGCUCCAGCAACCAGGACAGCAGGGACAGUGAUGACAGCUUUGAAAACUCAGACUUCGAGAAUCAAAAGGCCCCUGAGGACAGUUUUGGCACUCUUGGCUCUAUGCAGAUCAAGGUGGAGCGCUAUGUUGAGAGUGAGUCAGACUUGCGGUUGCAGAACUGUGAAUCACUGACCUCCGACAGUGCCAAGGACUCAGACAGUGCAGGUGAAGUAAAUGCCCAGUCUUCCAGCAAACAUCAGAAGAGGAAGAAGAGGAGAAAAAAGCAAAAGGGAGGCAGCAUGACCCGGAGAAGGCUGUCAAGCACCUCAAGUCCAAAUGGACUUGACUCAGCUUUGGUGGACCAGCCCCAGCUGCUCUCGUCACCAAACAGUGCCUCAGUGCUCAAAAUUAAAACAGAAAUCUCAGAACCUAUCAAUUUUGAUAAUGAUAGCAGUAUUUGGAAUUACCCACCCAACAGGGAAAUCUCAAGGAAUGAAUCACCCUACAGUAUGACCAAGCCCCCCAGCUCCGAGCACUUCCCUUCCCCCCAAGCCAGCAGUAGUUUACAUGUCUCCAUUCCAGACUCUGUUCUCACCCCGCCAGGGACUGAAAAUACUGCCAGCCGUAAAACUCAGUUCAGCACCUCAUCCAACUCGGCCUUGGCUCCAGUGUCCUCUGACCCUUUGUCACCCCCACUUUCAGCAUCUCCAAGGGACAAACAUCCAGGAGGUCCCACAGCGUCCAACUCUUUGUUGUACACUGGGGAUCUGGAAGCCCUUCAGAGGUUACAGGCAGGCAAUGUGGUGCUUCCUUUGGUUCACAGGGUAACGGGAACCCUUGCUGCGACCAGCACUGCUGCUCAGAGGGUCUACACCACUGGCACUAUUCGGUAUGCUCCAGCUGAAGUUACUUUAGCCAUGCAGGGCAACCUCCUCCCCAACACCCACGCUGUUAACUUUGUUGAUGUUAACAGCCCCAGCUUUGGGCUGGAUCCUAAAACACCGAUGGAAAUGCUCUACCACCACGUUCACCGACUCAACAUGUCGGGACCGUUUGGAAGUGCUGUGAGCGGGGCCAGCCUGACCCAAAUGCCUGCAGGGAAUGUGUUCACAACUGCCGAAGGACUUUUUUCCACUCUUCCAUUUCCUGUGUACAGCAAUGGCAUUCACACUACACAGACUCUGGAACGGAAAGAGGAUUGAAAUAUGACCACAUACUGUGUUCAGUGUUAUACUCUGAGGCAUAGACUAUGUUUUAAUUUAGACCUUUAAUUCUAGCACUUUGAAUUUGAGCAGGUCAGCUUAUUAUCUCAAUAUGAUGGUCCCCAUUUCAUUCCCUUUCUCUUUAACUUGACUUAUUCUUUAAUGUAAAGAUAUUUUUUUAUUUUUGCCUUCAGAGAGUCGAAGUACCAGUUGCCUGCCAUUUUGUCUUCUUCUAAGAUGUGUGUUUUUUCCUUUGCAUCUUUAUUAAGAUGCCUUUAAUAUGUGUAUGCCUCUGCCAUAGAAUACUCAGUGUUGUGGUAAAGAGAUUUUAAAGUGACAACCAUUGGUUUUACUUCAAAAUUAUCUUGAUAUGAUCAAGAUUAAAAGAGACAAGCAUAAACAAUGUGCCCUGUUUGACUAAGUCAAAUGAAAAGGGGGUUUUGUUCCUAAUUCCUUUAAAAUAGGGGAUAGUAUUUUAGAAUUUUAUGCAGAGUUUAAUUCUCUUUUUAUGGUUAAGAUUUUCUUACUUGCACAUAAAAUAAUUUGGGUUCUUAAAAAGUUAAUUUCUGGCCUGUGACUAGAAUGUUAAAAAGUUGGACUAAAUGUUAAUUACAGAAACUUUAACUUAAUUUCUAAAACCAUGGUGCUAUCAUUUAUUAAUCUGUAAUGUCUUCAUACAAUAUGCAGCUUGUGGGCUGGGUUUUUUGGAAAGAAUGUGUUCCGUACUGGUUUAUAGUGGGGUGCUGCAGUCUCCUUGGUUAGUUAAGACAAAAGCCCUCAUUAACAUUUGCUGCAGGACUUAAAAUUCGUUACCUCCAAACUAACAAGCAUAGCCUCACAUCAAAUUUAAAUGGGUCAGGAAGCCUUUUUCAAAAAGAGCUUAAAAACAAAAAACUCAAUUUAAUUGACGCGAGGAGCAGUUUCUUAGGUGCAUAUUGUUUUGCUUUAUUUUUUUCUCAGUGUAACUGAGGCUAAUUUUACAACAUCAAAUAACACUUCAGAGUAAAAAAAAAAA
Molecule: messenger RNA, 3882 nt
Organism: Sturnus vulgaris (Common starling)
Lineage: Eukaryota; Metazoa; Chordata; Aves; Passeriformes; Sturnidae
Gene: NPAS3
Product: neuronal PAS domain protein 3
Biological process (GO): regulation of transcription by RNA polymerase II
Molecular function (GO): protein dimerization activity; RNA polymerase II transcription regulatory region sequence-specific DNA binding; DNA-binding transcription factor activity, RNA polymerase II-specific
Source: RefSeq, a predicted model, not a curated record